AUGGCCGUAAAUGCAACAGAGACCGACCUGAAGACAUUCCGCGACUUUCUUAUGCAGUAUAACAUGGUCACAGAGCAGUGCUUCACCUCGUGCGUUCAGGAUUUGACUUCAAGGUAAAUAUUCUUUCUACUUUGACAUUGUUUUUUAGGUAAAUAAGCGUUUCUACUUUCCCUCUCUUAUUAUUUUACGAUCAUUUUAUGUUAUCUGUGGCACUUAUUGUAUAGCUAUUUUGAGGUUAUUAACUGUUCACAGUGAAGGUUUUUCCAUUUGACUGUUAGGACGACUUAAAAUUCAUAUUGAAGCCUAGAGAGGUUUUGAGACCUCUGAAGUUUAAUGCGAUCUCUGACAGUGUUUUGACCCGUCUUUGCCAUGAAGAAUAUAGAAAGAAAGAAGUCGCGUAGGAUCGGUUGGACCGGGGAGAUUUAAUCGGAUAAGGUAGCACAAAAUUUAAGAUGCCUUUGUUUUCGAAAGCAGUUCGUCCAUAUUUUUCAUUCCUUUACAGUGUUCAGUAUUCAAAGAUUGAUCAGAUUUUUGUGUUUUUUCCCAUUUUUCUUCGAUUACAAUACUGCGUUUUCCCGACGCUGAUUUGUAGUCUAUGCCUCCCACAUAAUUGCAUAAUCCUGCCAGAUUUUGAGGUAGUUCAUUUCAGACAAGUCAGUGAUAAGGAAGAGAGAUGUGCCAAGAAUUGUUUGGAUAAGUACCUCAAGAUGACGCAGCGAUUGUCGAUGAGGUUUCAAGAGCAUCAACUACUCCAAGCCGAGUCCCAAGGGGCGCCAGUUCAGCCUAAGUAG
Messenger RNA from Bursaphelenchus xylophilus (pine wood nematode), 791 nucleotides. The record is from the annotation of a GenBank genome assembly. Lineage: Eukaryota; Metazoa; Nematoda; Chromadorea; Rhabditida; Aphelenchoididae.